Pyricularia grisea is the source of this 1682-nucleotide messenger RNA. RefSeq lists its product as uncharacterized. Bases 307 to 1599 code for a protein of 430 amino acids. The transcript is spliced from 5 exons. Lineage: Eukaryota; Fungi; Ascomycota; Sordariomycetes; Magnaporthales; Pyriculariaceae. Gene Ontology annotation, biological process: nicotinic acid riboside biosynthetic process; nucleotide metabolic process; inosine salvage. The record is from RefSeq and is a predicted model, not a curated record. Gene Ontology annotation, molecular function: magnesium ion binding.
ACAACAACAAAAGUGAGCAAACAAUCUUCAAUUUGGUAAUUUCGGGAUCCGUGCAACUGUGUCACCAAGCAUUCCAAUCACCCAGUCUACCCUUUUUUUCUUACUGUGAUCUACAUCCGGGUGUUGAAUUGAUUGAUUGACUUGCAUGUCGGUGGGCAGCCGUCACUCUCUUCAAACAACCCAAAACUGAAACCUGCAGCUUGACAAACUGUUUACGAAGAACGCCAAACUACGCCAACUACCACACCAAAACCAAAAAAAAAGUCCAAAAGACCAACACCUACCGAUAGGCACACCACAGUCAUCAUGACGACCAGGUAUAGAGUAGAAUAUGCCCUCAAGACUCACCGAAGAGAUCAAUUCAUAGAAUGGAUCAAGGGUCUACUAGCUGUCCCUUUUGUGCUGUACUCGCAGCCGACUGGGGUCUUUGAGCCCAGCCAUGGCUCAGGGGUGAGCAAGAUGUCCGAGGAAGCUCAUAGGCGGUAUGCCGAGAUCAUGAGGGAUGUCGAAACAAUGAUUGAUGACCACAGCAACAUAGUCUUUCACCAAAAUGACGAGAAUCCCUUUCCUUCAAAGCUCAAGCUGCUCGUGCCCAGCAUUGGGCCGUUCUUUACGCGAUUGCCCUUGGAAGCAGCUUUCAAAUUUCAGGAUAGAAAGCGGUACAUCUCUUCGCGGCGAUUCGUCUCGCCGUCUUUCAACGAUGUCCGCCUCAUCCUCAACUCGGCCCAGAUAAUGGCUGUUACCACCUAUGGGACAUUGCAGCUCGCUACCUUCGAUGGUGAUGUGACUCUGUAUGACGACGGGAAGAGUCUAGAGCCAGAAAGCCCUGUGAUACCUCGGAUGAUGGAUCUACUUCACAAAAAUGUCAAGAUUGGUAUCGUCACGGCGGCUGGCUACACGACAGCUGACCGGUAUUACGCUCGUCUGCACGGACUUCUCGACACCAUGGCCUCCAGUUCGACACUGACGGACCAGCAAAAGCAAAACCUGGUCGUCAUGGGCGGCGAGGCCAACUACCUCUUUCAGUUUGACUCUUCAGCACCGCACCUCCUGUCAGCAGUGCCGCGUGAGCGCUGGCUGACCCCGGAGAUGGCCUCAUGGAACGAAGGUGACAUCAAUAACAUGCUCGACGUGGCCGAGAGCGCCCUCAACGAUUGCGUCAAGAACCUCAACCUGCCCGCCACUGUCAUGCGCAAGGACCGCGCCGUGGGCAUAAUCCAGCGCGACCCGGACGUCCGCAUCGCGCGCGAGAGCCUCGAGGAGACGGUCCUGGUCGUGCAAAAGAUACUCGAGCUCAGCACCGCGGGUAGGGCGGGUCGGGUGCCGUUCUGCGCCUUCAACGGCGGAAACGACGUCUUUGUCGACAUUGGCGACAAGUCCUGGGGUGUCACGGUCUGCCAACAGUGGUUUGCGGGCGGGAGCGCCGACAAGUUCAUCCGCGGCGAGAACACGCUGCACGUGGGUGAUCAGUUCCUCAGCGCGGGCGCCAACGACUUUCGGGCGAGGAGCGUCGGCACCACGGCGUGGAUUGCCAGCCCGGCAGAGACAGUUGAGUUGUUGGACGAGCUGGCUGAGCUAAUGGGGAAGAAGCUGUCAUAGUCCGAUAUUUUAUUUUAUUUUAUUCUAUUUUGUUCGUCUUUGUGUAACUUGUCUGAUAUGUUUUAAGUUGCAUUCAAUUGGAG